AUGUACCUAACCUAUGCUAGUUUAACUGAUUUGCUAAGAUACUGUACAUUUUUGAAAUUACAUAUUGCCAAUAAAUCAUUAUUAUUUAUUUAUUUAUUAAUUUCAGCUGGUCUGGGGUGGUGGUUUGGACAGCAUAUUACGGAGUUGGUUACAGAACUUCGUACAUCUUUGAAACAUGAAUCUAACGCAGAGGUUUGCGAUACUUUUUUCUUGGCCUAACAAUCUUUGAAUAAGUAGUAAGACAUGAAGAUAUGAAAAAAACCGUUUCUUAGCGAUGAAUAAAUGAUGAGUAAUUAAUCUUAAUUGUUGAACGUUGAAGGUGUAGAGAGGAUGAGGAUGUAGAAAGUUAUAAAGUACAUUGGAAAAUAUUGGAUGUUUAAACGCAACAAUUUGCUUCUGAUGGCACUGCAUAUAUAUGCUGUACUGGCACAUCUGGUUUUCAACAUUGUAGUGUCUUUACUGUCGUAACCUUGUGCUCCAGGGCCCCUCUGUGAACAAAAGAGGCUCCCAAUCCUACCCAAUGAAAGCGUCGGAAUGAGGCGUCCGGAAUGUGUAAAAUUUGCUUGAAUACCUCAACUCCGCCACUUUGUUACCGUUGCUCUGGUGCGCUGGCGCCGCUCAAAGGUGUUAUGCCUUUGCUGAUGCCUGGAUGUCCAACCUAGCGCGGUAUAUACUGCUGGUUUCGGACCACUGCAUGAGGAGCCAAUCAAAGUGCUGCAUUUCUCGUAUGCUGCAUUUCCCAUAAAAUAAAUAUUUAUACUUAAUUUAUUAAAUGUUACAUUACAUGUAUCUCUUGCAGAUAAAUACAGUGAAUGAGAAAAUUAAUAAUAUAGAAUCAAAACUCCGCAAAAUUGAAGAGGUUGAAAAGAAUGCAGCCGAGAACUCGGAGGAACUUAAACGUCAGAAGGAGAAAAUUGAAUGUCAUUCGAACGAACUUGAACGUCAUUCGAACGAGCUUGAACAUCUCAACGAAAAGUUAAAAACAGAAGAUCAUGAUAAGCAAAAAGAAAAUUAUUCAGAGUUUGCAGUUAAAAAAGGUAUUUAUUUGUUCACACUAAAACAUGAAAUAUUUAUAAAGUAUUUUAUUAUAUGGCAAGCAUCACUUCCGGUGAAAUGGCGGACUGUGAUUGGCUGAGAAGCACUUUCAGCGGUCCAUUAUUUUCCCGUAAUAGACCGGCGACCCAUUACGUGAAACCAAAUGCAUGCAUUUUGAAACAAAACAGCAAAACCAAUUGAAAAUUUGAAAAUUAUAAUUUAAUUUGUUAUUAAUAAGAUAUCUGUGGAUGGUUUUUAGUGCAAAAGAAGGAAGACAUUAGUAUUUUUUGUUUUCGUCGACCAAAUUUAAUGUGUACCAAGUUACUAACAUGCAUUUCAAAUCAUGCAUUUCUGGUUUGAUUCUAGUAUAAAUGCCAUAUAAUAAAAUUUUUAUUAACUUCACUUGCUCGGUAUGUACAGAGAAAUAUCGGUCAUCUAUCUUUUUGUAUAAACCUCGCCCUAUGGGUUCGGUCUGUACAAAGAAGACCUCGGUCCGAUAUUUCUCUGUACAGACCUCGCGUUCGGUUAAUAAGAAGUUACUACUACAAUACCACCUUGGGCAGCAGGGAUAACUUAUAAGUAUUUAGAUCGGUCAGGCAACUAUUAAGGUAUUCAGGCAGUUGGUGAAUUAGGCAGUCAGUCGGUAAAUCAGUUGAUCGCUCAGUCAGUGACUCAGUAAUCAGUUCGUCUAUUGGUCAGCCAGUGAAACAGUUAGAUCAACAGCGGGUAGUCAGCUUGUCUGUGAUGAAGUCAGUCAGUUAGUUUGUCAGUCAUGAAGUUUGUCAGUCAGCUAGCAUCGACAACACACAGGAAUGGGAAAAUGACCAGCAGUCCCAGACCUUACGGAACAGGGUUUCGGCACACGCAGGCUACUAUGAACAAAUGUAUUUUGCUUGUAGUGCGCUUUUCAUUCGGCGUGCAGUAAUUCAAAUAGCUGAAUCGACAUGUCAGACUUUCCAAAAAAGUACUGGUCUUUGAAUGAAGGUCACAAUUUUGAAAGACUGUAAAAAUGUUGUACCAAAUAACAGAAAUCACAUUCAUAUAACGUAAUUUUCAUACUAAAUAAUAACUAUUUGAUAAAACUUGAGCUAAAAAAGAAAGCAAUAUACCAAACAAUAAAAUAAUAUAUGUUUCUGUACUGUUCAUGUCACAACAUACGCAUUUUAUACAUUCUUUUUGACGGACACUAGAGGGUCAACUUUUUGCAACGUACAGGCACUUCUUUAUUAAAUGUUAUUGUCGUUUUUUGUUGUUUUUGAAGCUUAUACGUACUAUUGUUUAGCGGCAAAAUUUCCUGCUGCACAUUAAUAUUUGAAUGCGUAUUAAACUAUUAUGCUAAAAAACAAUGGAUAAUCAUUAACAUUCCAAUUUUAUGUUAACAAAAACAAAAGCGUGCGCAGCGAAUAAAUUUCAGUCACUUAGCGAAUAAAUUUUUACAUUGUCAUUGGCGUGUUAGUUAAAUAAAACCACCUUGCAAUUCCAUUCACAAAUGCAAAUAAUCAUGUAAAUAUUUUCUCGGAAAUGUUGGUUUUCUGCUUAGCAUGUGAUUUAUAACAAAACGCACCAUUAAAACAGUGUUUUGAAAACCUAGUUUUUCACAAAAUAUGUUCUCAGAAUGCUGGAAAUGCCAUUUCCGGGUUACAAAUUUUAACAUUUUUAACACGAGCCCCACCCCCCCCCCCCACAAUAUUUCAUAAAGUGUCCGCCACUGGAUUUAAUUCACUGCUUCUUGCAACAUUGACUUUCAUGUCAUUCACAUACAAGCGUAAAAUUCUCAAAUCUUACCUGAAAGGUGUGUUCGCAACAACAUUGUAGCAACCUUCUCAAUAAGUUGCAAAAUGUUCUUAUCAAAUUCCUACAAGUUUGUUACUGACAGCUUGUUAAUUAACAAAAAUGCAGGAUCAUCAUCAACGUUAACCUUUAACAACUAUGCUGCAGGCCUGUGCACGGGAUUUUCAAGCAACUAAAUUUUGAUAUUUAAAAUUUUCUCAGAUUCAUUGCGUCAGAAGAGCGCAUAAUUCAGAAAAUUUCUAGUGAAAUUAUUAGAUGAUUUAAAAACCGAGCUCCGUUUAUUGAAACAGUGAGAGAAUAUUUGCGUACCGAAAGUUGUGGUAUUUUACACGAUUUUGCCUAUCGAGAUGUUUGGCCGUCGGAUAACUUUCAAACAACAAUACAAACUUGAUCACGCUAUUUUGUUCACAAAAUUAUUUGAUUCAACACAUAGGAGUUUAGCGACAACAACCGUUGUUUUUCAAUCUCUAGGGAGAACAGUUUAAAUUGAUAAAGCAAUCCAGUAAUGUUUUUCAAUCAAGUUGUUGUAGUUUAGGUUUGCACUUUCCUUGUGUAUAGAAACACUUGACAGGCAAGAAAUGGCUCUUCCACAGGCAUCUCAAGACAAUAAGGGUUACUGUGUUAGCUAAUUUUUAACUCUGAUAAUAGAGAGAACAGUCUAGAACUGAUAAAGCACUUGUCUAUAAUCCAGUAGAUAUAAAGUUAGUUCAGUCUAGCAUGAUCCUUGCUGAAUGGAUGACCCUUGCUGCAGUGGCGGAUACUGGGGUGCUAGAGGAGGGGAGGCAACCACCUUCCCCAAUAAUUUCUGAAAGCCUUUGAACGCUGGAUGACUAAUUAGCUUUUCUCACGCCGCCAUUUUUGGGUGGCUUUUCAGCCGAAGUCUGCGAGAUAAGUCCACAUUUGGACAAAGCAUUGUGAGUGGUUAGUUUAUUUUGAAAAAUUGCUUUUCACUUUGUUUUAAUUGUCCGCAUUGGUUAACGAGAAUCAAAUGCCACCCAAAAAUGGCGGAUAUUCGUCACCGUGAGAAAGGCUAAUUGUGUAACAAAGCUGUAAUAACAAUUUUGCAACCAUUAAAGCGUUGGUAAGUUAUAAUUGGCACUAUGUAUUGCGUGAAUUUUAGGACAGAAAAAGUUUAAAUAACUAACAUUUGCGGCAACAAGGUGAUCAUAUAUUGGCAACCUAAAUCUUCCGCCCCCAGUAUUUCGCGAAGUGCACGCCACCAGAGCUCAAAAUAAUUCUGAAAACGUAGUCUGAAAUUGUGCCAGACCAACCCAUGUUUUGGUCGGACAUGAUCGGACACUUAAAUUCUUAAUUAUUCUCAACAGGGACAUUGUCAGUUGUCAGUACUAGAAAUCAAAACCAUAACAACUACCAAAAGUCCAAAACCAUAUGCAUAUGCAUAACGGUUAACAAAACUACACAAUACACGAAAAAAUAUGAACAGGUUACACUCUUAAUCCUGAAAUUUGCUGUGUUGGUGAAAUGUACUCAUGUGAAUAAGAUGCUUUUGUGAUGUUACUCUGAGUGUACAUCCACACCGGCAGGCUUGAAAAAUAUGCCUGGCCACGGUGGGAUUCGAACCUACGACUUAUGGAAUACUAGCCCAUUGCUCUGCCAACUGAGCUACACGGUCAGGUCGGUUCGAGUAUGCGAUAUUUCGGAACUGAGUCUAGUUCCUUCGAUAUCAGUGUAAUCUAAUAAUCAUGAAAUUUGCUGUGUUGUUGUAAUGUACUCAGUUGAAUAAGUUCCUUGUGUGAUGUUACUCUGAGUGUACAUCCACACCGACACAGCAAAUUUCACCAACACAGCAAAUUUCAUGAAUAUUAGAUUACACUGAUAUCGAAGGAACUAGACUCAGUUCCGAAAUAUCGCAUACUCGAACCGACCUGACCGCGUAGCUCAGUUGGCAGAGCAAUGAGUUGAUAUUCCUUAGGUCGUAGGUUCGAAUCCCACCGUGGCCAGGCAUAUUUUUCAAGCCUUCGCGGUGUGGAUGUACACUCAGAGUAACAUCACACAAGCAGGUUACACUCUCAUCAACCAAGCAUCAUUGUGUACUAUAGACUAAUAGCAGUAUCCCAAUAUUAGGUAAGGACGAAAGUAAAUUAGUGUCAGUCACUCCCAGAGUCUGUAAAGUGGCGAAUAACGAACACAAUAAAGGAAGAAAUAUUGAAAUUGAUGAGACAAAACGGUCGGCCAUAAUGUCCGUGCGGAAUAAUAAGUAGACGGCCAUAUCAGCAUUUUACUCGGCUAAUGGCCGGUGGCCGACCGUUGUAUUGAGCCCUGCCGAUAGAGUUAUUAUAAAUAUAGUUAUAGUCCUAAUACUUCUUUUUCUUUGCGCUGUUGAGUACUACUAGUUAGUUGACAAUGUAAACCUCGAUACAAAAUUUCCCAUGUUAGAAUCAGGGACCGUACAGCGAUUUUACGAUUAGGGAUGUUGGGGGCGGGGGGGAGGCUGUUGUCGAAAUGAAGAAAGUUCGCGGACUUUUUUAGGGGUAGGAGUCAUAGCAUGGCCAACUGAGUAUGCAACUAUUACCAAUUUUCCAAACCAAACACGAAAGGGCAGGCUCUCCCUCCCCUGGGAAUCUGUGGAAAACUUUAAAAAUUAAUUCAAACAAAAACAUUUUAAGAGGUACACUAGCUUUCGGUCAUGCCUUCAUGCAGUUGGUGUGGAGAAGUGGACCAACAUGAUAGCUGGUAUGGUAGUCGUAUUAAAAUGCAAAGCAAAACAGAGAAGGUUUACCUGUUAAUUCAUGCUGUAUUGCUCAACGCUUAAUAAUAAUUUGGUUUUCGAUGCAUUCGCAUAUUUCUCUUUUCUAAUUUUGUUUAAAAAGUGACCAACUAUUUUGACCAAAGGCUUUUUAUUUUGACCAACUUCUUGAACUUAAAAAUUAUCGGAGGGAUGUUACACUCCCCCUUCCCCCCCACGCACACAUAGUAGCGACGUCACUGUGUCAAGAGUACCAGACAAUUUCAUCUUGCAAAAAGUCUAAGGCGCGACCUCUGAAAUCUUUUGUAAAGACAAUGUAAGAAAUCAAUCUUGCAUAAAAUCAAUCAUCCAUAAAGUUAGUCAUGCGUUAGAUAAAUUAUACGUGUAAGACUACUAUGGUAAAAAUUUCCAAUUUAAUGUAGAUCAGAUCGUCUGGUACUUUGAUAGUUCAUAAAACACAUUCCAAAUUUGCACUCUAUGAAUUCAAGAUGUAUUUUUGUCAGCAAGCCAUUUUUAAAGUGGUUUUGAAAACCAGCCUUCCUACACUUGAAAAUUUACUUUUCAGAAUAAUUUGGUGAUAGAGAUACCAGAAGAGAAUAUUUCAGAAAUGAAAGCGCAAUCCAAAACCAAUAAACCAAUAUUUUAGUUCAAUUUUCUUUCUGUAGUAAUUAAAUAUUAGUAACACUGAGCAGAUAAGAAUAGCCCUUAUUGAACGUCCAAAGAGAGCAGAUUAGAACUUAUAGAACUAUAUUAAGUAUAAAUAAAGUUUUAUUCGUUUAGGUUUCUACCUGUAGUGACGCUGCAUAAAACUGGCCCCUACUGUACGUCUGGCGAGAACAACUUAGAACUGAUAGAGUUAAUCAGUAAAUACAGUUGGCUCAGUUUAGCUCAUCCUGAACUCCCCAUUUUAUUUCUUAGUUCCGUAUGGAUUGCGCAGUCUACCUCGUGACAUGGUAGAACGACCAUCAGAAGUGAACGAGAUAUUGGGGUUACUUAUACCGAGCAAUAGUAAAGUUGGUGUGGUCGGGAAUCGAAGCAGCGACGUUUUUGGUAUCCGUGGAAUGGGGGGCCUCGGUAAGACCGUCUUAGCCCUGGCUGUUGCUUCGGCUGCUUCAGAUUCUCGUCAGGUUAUCUGGCUUGACAUUGGUGAAACCCCAGACUGCUUAGCAUUGAUUAACAUCCUCAUUAAAGUUAUUGGGGGAGCUGUAUCUUUCAGUGAUAUCCAUGCCGCACAAGCCUGGAUAAAAGCAAAUACGGUACGUAUGCUUUUAAUGCUCUCUGUAAUUCUCAUUCAGGCGAUGUGAAACGGAACGAUUUUCAAUAACAAUUUGUAAUACGUUAUACGGAAUUUGAUUGAUUCGGCAACGCAUUGCCGUAAGAAUCGUCGUUGAAAAUUACCUUGUGUGACAUCAUCUUCAAUAAGUGUGGGGGAAGCAAAAUAAAUCAUGACCGCGAAGAAAUUUUGCUGAUUCACGUAAGCUGUAAGCCCCUUUUUCUCACCAAAUAUAUUACACGGCGGCGCGAAGAUAUGACUUUUAUCUUCGAGUGGUGAAAACAAUAUUUUACGAACGAGCGCAGCGUGUGAGUUAAAAUUGUUUUUAACAGGAGAUGAUAAAUGUCAUAUCUUCAAGCCACCGUUUAAUGUUCCGUUUAUUGUAUAAACACUAAAAAUCACAUGAUCGAUAUCUUCACUAGUGAAGAUAUGGAAAUAUCUCACUGUAUAUUUUCAGUAUGUCACUCUCUACUAUAUAAUAAAAUUAAUAUAUUUAAGAUAAUUUGAAGAAACAUUUUCAUAGAAACAUUUUACAAACAUUUUCAUCAAGACGAAUCCCAAACUAUAUACAGCAUUAUCCAUGUUGCAUAAGAUAGACAACUGCACUCACGCUUGUAUAUGGCUAUUAUUGUCCUGUGCUGUAAAACAAUAUGGUAUAUGAUAAUUGGUGUAUUGUGCAUCGUCUUGUCCCGAAAGCCUUGGUCAACCGGUACCAAGGAUGACAGUUGACGAGAAUUGACAAGCGAGAGUUUGUGUGAAAAUUUUCUCAACUCUCAUGUUCCGGACAAACAAGAACAGAAGUUACAUGACAGUUGAUGAGAGUUGACUGGAUAUGACCAAGUGUGGCAAAAACUCUCAUCAAAAUUUUAGCCAGCUCAAAGUUGAUGUGGUUUAUGAGAGUCGAUGAGAGUUGCAGUAAUAUGCAAGCGAAAGUUGCAACUCUCAUCAACUCACAUCCUCGUUUGACCUGAUUAAAUUAUCCCGAACAAGAGAUUGUCAGGGGAUAUCGUUUUCAUAGCUUGUUUGCAAUGUAUUGCAGAGUGAUAAAGAUUGUUUAGUCGUCCUUGAUGAUGUUUGGAGUGUCGACGACGUUGCUGUGUUUGAUCACCUAUCUGGGAAAUGCCAAUUAUUAAUAACUACUAGAGAUGCUAAAGUUGUUCGUGGCUCAAAAGGUUUUGUGUACGAACUCCAAUUUAUGGCCGCGGAUAAAUCCCGAGCGCUCUUGUAUCAAAGUGCCGGGGUCGAACCAGACGAACUGUCUACGUUUAGUCCAGAAAUGCACCAGAUUGUCGAAGAACUGUUAAAGCAGUGCCGAGGACUACCGCUGGCUCUGUCGCUAGUGGGCUCAAAUUUAAUCGACACUCGCUUACAACAAGACUGGCAAGAUGUAUUGGGGUACUUUCAAAAGGCUGGCUUGGAACAAUUACAUUCACAGUUUCCCGCUGUGAUGUAUCCUUACGAUAACAUCUUAGCAGCCAUUGAUGCUAGCUUUCAACGUUUGGAGAAAAACGAACGAGAGAAAUUCCUUGAUUUUGGUAUAUUUCCAGAAGAUACAAAUAUAGCUUCAGAUAUCCUCGAGCUGUUUUGGUCAUCGAAAGAGGCCGGGAGAGCAUCGUACAGCCCUCAAGAAGCGAGAUGUAUACUUAAGGCGCUUGAGAGGAAAUCACUGAUUCAAAAAGGUACAUGGGGGUGGGAGGGAGGCACUCUAUACAUAACGAAAUGGCAAGUCUGGUCUUUAAAGCCCCCUGUAUAUAUGAAAUGCGGGACGAGAUGUUCGCCAGGAUGCAACGAUGAUUGGGAUUCCGCAUAUUAGAGGAAUACCGAAUGGUUUUCCGUGCAGGAUUGCGUGAUCCUCGCACGAGGGAUGUCGCGAGACUUUCGGAAAGCGUAAAAAUACUCGAGCCGCAGGCGAGUGUAUUUUUACGCUUUCCGAAAGUCGAGCAACAUCCCAAGUGCAUGGAUCACGCUAUUCUGCUCGGAAAACCAUUUGGUAAUUGUUUUAUGAAGUAACUACAGGGAAACAAUGACAUUUUGAGAAUCCCGCGAUAAUCCCGCGAAGGCAUUUUAAUUCUUCGUGCAGAAUUGCCUGAUCCUGCAUAGUCUCCUACGCAUACCUACUUAGCGGUCUGAGCCCUCACGUAAGGUAUGCUUACUUUGGCCAAGAAUUCCUUUCCUCAAAAUGAGCCAAUCACAGCUUUACCCACGAAAAUUGUGGGGCUUGACCUUUGACCUUGAGGCUUGGGUCGUCAAAAGUUUCAAAACAUUUAAUCUUGAACAUUUCAUAUCUUCAUUUGUACAUAUUCAUAUCUUAAACCAAUUAUCUGCGAGAGCUGAGAGAUAUAUUUGUUCACAGUGAUUUGUUAUAUACAUAUAUACCAGUCUACAAAUUUACAAUAUGGAACAAUUGUAAAAUCUGUUAGAAUUUGCCGAGCUGUUGUUUUAAACAGACAGUGUAGUAAAAUCGAACAAUAUCACCUAAAAUAUUUCGCGAUGUUUUUAUUACUUUACAAGCGUUUGCAUGUGUUACUGUAACACGGGUAAUAUACUGGACAAAGACCUCAACACAAAGUUAUAAAGUUACUGUGUGCAUUUUAAUACUGCGGGUGUAGAUCGAUAGAUUUAUAAAUACUAAUUGCAUGAAGAUUACAGAAUUCAGCCUAUAUAAAAUACUGAAUUGAUUCAUUGCACAUUUCGGUUUCUAAGUUUGUAUAUGCCUAGCCAGUUUAUAAAGUUUAAUAAAAUCGUAAUUACAAAAGUCGCUCUGAGAUCCUCUGAUAUUGAACGUUCGGAAACUUAUAGUAUAUAUUGAAUAUACAUGCCGUCACGCAGUCGCGUCAAGUUCAAAACAAGUAUUACCAGUGAAUAGUUUUAUAUACAUUUAAGCCUUCGACCUAUCGCGUACAUUCGUUGGAAAAAUAUUCAAUAUUUUCUACUUCGACUGCUAUUGAUCAGAAAACUCGAUCGGUCCACAUUUAUGGCUGUUCACAUUUAAGUACGUAUAUAUUAUUAUUCGAUUAUCGCACGCUCCUUGUUUACACUUUACAGUUGACAUUCAAAGUGGGCGUGUCUAGUGUAUUUGAAUGCUAUUGGCUAAUGGAAUACAAUGGGAAGGCGAAUUGCUAGCCAAAGUAAGCAGACCGUACGUGGCGGGCCCAAACCCGCUAAAGUAGGUCUGCAUAGGAGACUAUAGCUCCAUGAUGGACCGGACAGAAAGGCACUCGUAUAGAAGUCUCCACAAAGCUAAACCAGCAACAAAUCACUAAAAAACCGACAAGAAUUACUGAUACAACAUAUUAAUCACUUAUCGAUGUAAUUCUCGUUUCGAACACAGCAUCUGUACUCGAAGGUGGUGUGUUAUAAAUUCUGAAAUUAGUCAUCACCUUCCAGUAUAUGUCAUACUUAAAGUGAAAGCCCCAAAGAUGCCACCAAAUUAUAUUACAGCGAGAAGCUACAAGUAUUACGACCCCUUACACUUUUCUUCCGACCUCGCGGUUAAAUCAGAUGAUCUUUUGUUAAUUUUCUCAGAUACAGACGUUAACACACAAUUGGAAACGCUCAAAAAUGCUCUUCAUUCAACUCUUGAUCUACAUGCACCAGUAAAAGUCGAUCAAACCCAUUUAUCUCACGUGAAAUAA
Messenger RNA from Paramuricea clavata, 10441 nucleotides. NCBI's taxonomy places the organism in Eukaryota, Metazoa, Cnidaria, Anthozoa, Malacalcyonacea, Plexauridae. The record is from the annotation of a GenBank genome assembly.